Messenger RNA from Solenopsis invicta (red fire ant), 4278 nucleotides. RefSeq names its product beta-TrCP (gene slmb). The record is from RefSeq and is a predicted model, not a curated record. The coding region runs from base 1293 to 2870 and encodes 525 amino acids. Gene Ontology annotation, molecular function: protein dimerization activity. The transcript is spliced from 9 exons. Lineage: Eukaryota; Metazoa; Arthropoda; Insecta; Hymenoptera; Formicidae.
UGGUUCUUUCUAAAAAUAAGGUUUUAAAAAAUAUCCAAUAAAUACUCGUCACACACUGUAUAACAUACAUUAUAGAUUUUUCGUAUAUUUCGGGAUGUAUUCAUAAGUAGACAUUGGAAAGAUAGAGGAAAAAGCAAGCACAAAAAGUUCAAUCACAACCAACAAACUCUUCUAAAUAUAAAAAAAUGUAUGGUGUAAUCUCGUUUGCCAAUGAAAGGAGCAAUGUUCUAAUUCAAGCUUUAAAUUAGGCAAUUCAAUUAAUAGAAUAAUUCUAACGCAUAACGACUGUGACAGAUUCGUUUAUUCCGACGUGCGCAGGAUGCUGUUUGAAAUUGCACGCGCUGGCCGCCAUUUUGAAAAGUAUCGCGUCCUCGUCGUCCUAGACUCACUCGACUGUCGCGCGGCGGCGGUUCGUUCGCCCCGGAGUAGUCGAUUCGGAGCAGUCGAUUGCAGUCGAUUCGGAACAGUGUGUUGGCAGGCGUUGUCACUCGCGCCGACGUACAUUGAAACGCCGCGUUCUAUCCGCAUCGCCGCCGCCACCGCCGUCCACUCCGCCGUCGGCCAAUUGCGGGAUCCCGUUUCGCGAGCGUGUCUCUCGGGCAGUACACACGUUACGUUCGCGCGUUCUCGAGCCGUCGUGUCUCGAGAGUCGCGUCUCGCGUCUCGCGGAGCCGCUCCGGGAACUCGUUCCCGUUCGUCGGUCCGUCGCCCGUUUAGUCACCAUCAAGUUCCAGCACGAGCGAACUCGGAAUCGCAAUAUCCCUCCCCCUUCCCUCCCCGUUGAGGAAAAGGAGUCAACGUCGCUCGUGCUAGUGUUAUCGCGCGUGAACCGCGUUUGUGGCGUUCAUCUGCGACCCGUGAAAAAAAAGAGGAUUAUCGAAAUCACUCUUGGCACGAAUAAUCGACACGUAUAUAUGUACAUACACACACGCGCACGUACACACGUACAUUCCCGCAAACGCGCACUUACAGCGGACAGCCAAGUGACACAGUUGAUACGCGCGAACUGUUGUGCUUCGGUAUAGAAAUGUUACUCUGUCGUUUGGCCGCGAUACACGGCGAGGGCUCGUAGCGAACAUCGUCAUCCGCUGCCAUCGCCGUUCGCGUCCUCCGCGUCCCGGUUCUAGUAGUUCUUUCUCUCUCUUUCUCACUCGUUCUCUCUCUCUCUCUCUCUCUCUCUCUCUCUCUCGGCGUGACGAAUCCCGUCGUCCCGUUUUUCACGCGGGCACGUUCCAGACUCCUAUUCGCGCCUACAGGCCACGGACAGGUUACGGACGUCGCGCACGAGUAGGAUGAUCAACAUGGAAACGGACAAGAUCAUCGACGACGCGAACGCGAGUCUACAGUACCCGAUGACGAUACUUUAUGAACCCAACUGUAAAAAGGAACAAUCUACAGGCGCGUCGACGCAAUACGGACAAGAGAAAGAGAUUUGUAUGAAACUUUUCGAGAGAUGGAGCGAGCCAGAGCAAGUGCAGUUUGUCGAACAGCUGUUAGCGCGAAUGUGUCAUUAUCAGCACGGGCACAUCAAUGCGUAUCUCAAACCGAUGUUGCAGAGAGACUUUAUUUCGCUUUUGCCAAAAAAAGGAUUGGAUCAUGUGGCAGAAAGUAUUCUUUCAUAUCUUGAUGCAAAGUCACUUGUUUCUGCUGAGUUAGUGUGCAAGGAAUGGCACAGAGUUAUCAGUGAAGGGAUGCUUUGGAAGAAACUGAUAGAGCGGAAAGUCCGAACUGAUUCUGUUUGGAGAGGUCUGGCUGAGAGGAGAGGAUGGAUACAGUAUCUAUUUAAACCGAAGCCGGGUGAAGCUCAUCCCAAUCACAACUUCUAUAGGUCUCUUUAUCCAAAAAUUGUCAAAGACAUUGAAAGCAUAGAAAACAACUGGAGAAUGGGUCGAUUCAAUCUUCAAAGAAUCAACUGUCGUAGCGAAAACUCGAAAGGCGUUUAUUGUCUGCAGUAUGAUGAUCAGAAGAUAGUUUCCGGACUCCGAGACAACACGAUUAAGAUCUGGGACAGAAAUACUCUGCAGUGCAUCAAGGUGUUGACUGGCCACACAGGUUCUGUACUUUGUUUGCAAUACGAUGAUAAAGCUAUAAUAUCUGGCUCCUCGGAUAGCACUGUGAGAGUUUGGGACGCCACUACGGGUGAGAUGGUCAACACGUUAAUUCAUCAUUGCGAGGCGGUGCUUCAUCUGAGAUUUAACAACGGCAUGAUGGUUACCUGCUCAAAGGAUCGUUCAAUAGCAGUCUGGGAUAUGACAUCGCAGACAGAGAUUGCAUUGAGAAGAGUAUUAGUGGGACACAGAGCAGCAGUGAAUGUGGUUGACUUCGACGAGAAGUAUAUUGUUUCCGCUAGUGGUGAUAGGACUAUCAAAGUAUGGAACACUUCCAACUGCGAAUUUGUGCGAACAUUGAACGGACAUAAACGCGGCAUAGCGUGUUUGCAAUAUAGAGAUCGCUUAGUAGUUAGUGGUAGUAGUGAUAACACCAUACGAUUGUGGGACAUCGAGUGCGGAGCUUGCUUGCGUGUUUUAGAGGGACAUGAAGAAUUAGUGAGAUGUAUUCGAUUCGAUAGCAAGCAUAUCGUCAGCGGUGCUUAUGAUGGAAAAAUCAAAGUUUGGGAUCUCGUAGCUGCUCUCGAUCCAAGAGCAGUUGCCAGCACAUUAUGCUUGCGUACUUUAGUGGAGCACACUGGGCGUGUAUUUCGUCUUCAGUUCGACGAAUUCCAAAUAGUUUCAUCAUCACACGAUGAUACAAUAUUAAUUUGGGAUUUUCUUAAUUAUAAUCCGUCAAGCGGAAGUGUAUGUAGUGGUCGUCUUCCCAUGGAUGGAGUACCGAACCAAGCAGAUACCAGAUCUCCUUCCCCAUUCGAGUGACGCAUCAAUACUGAGACUCCUUUAUUGUGAUAUAAUUACAAGUGGUUAGUGAGUGAAUCCAAUGUGUUCACAACAAUGUGCGCAAACAAUGAAAUGUCCCAUGAGUGUUCAGUGUGAACAGCAAUUAUACAUAGAAACAUCUGAGAAGAAAAUUUGGUGGAUCACUAACUUUGAUUUAUUGUUUGCUGAAAUAGCAAAAAAAAUUCUUCAACAAAUAGGAAAGUAUAACGGACUGACUUGCGUGAAACUAUAAAUUAUAAUUUAUAUAUGCGCUUGACGCGUUUAGGAACGAACAGUAUGUUUAAAGCCGCAUAAAUACAUCCCAUGGAUGUAAAUGAUUGCUGUCGUCUGCUUUGGCCAUAUCUGGAAUUCUUCUACGCUCUAUGACAAGAUAGAAGUCAAGACCAUUUUCUUACGAUAAAAAAAAGAAAAAAAAGAAAGACUUACAAUACGUAAUGUAGCGAAACGUUUUAGGGAGGCUGGAUAUUACACUUAAUAAGACAUUAGAUGUAUUAUAGUAAAAGAAAUUAAUGAUUUUUUUAUAUAAUUAAUUUAUGAGAUAAAAAAAAUUGUAAAAUGUUUAAUUGGAGUACUUAUCUUGUGUGAAUGUGUAAAAAAAUUGUUACAUGGGAGGAUUAUCGUGUUGCACCAUCUUUUGAAAAUAGCUCGUACAAAGUGUUAUUUACUCAUGUUUAGAACCGAAAAAAAAUUAUUGAUUGAAUGUAUAACAAUUUUUUGUAGACAUUCAAAUUUUGUGGAACUUUAAAAAGCGAGUGAAGAGCCAAUAACCUCUGCACAGCCUACAUUUGGUAUAAUACCAUUUGCAUUUAGAAUAUAAAAAUCACUACAUCAGAUUGUAAAUAUUAUCAUCAUUAUUAUUAUAUUCAUACUGAAACAAAUAUAGCGUGUGAUCCUAAAGUAAUCUCUUGUAAAAAGAAAAAGAAACGCUAUUAUUACAUCUUGACCAUUGAUCUCGUUUAACUUAUUUUAAUCACGUUUUAUACACUAUAAGGUUUUCAUUUUUAUAUUUGUUUAAAUUGCCAAUUUGUUCGAAAUUGUGUAUUGAUGCUUUUUCUUUUUCUAGGAGUGUUAAAUUGUUUGCAAUUUGGUAUUUCACUAAAAUUUAAAAAAGAUUCUUUAAAUAUAACAAAACAUUUUUGAUGCGAAUAAACAAAACGUUAUUGCUGUUUGGAUUUAUAUUUAUGUACAUAACUUACAAUUAGUAUAUAUAUAUGAUUAAUGACGUCAUGAAACACCUAAAUGAUUGUGACGUUAUAAAGCAGUUUGUGCUUUGUAAACAGCGUGAAUAUUAAUGUAUGCAUAUAUGCAAUAUUAUAUUGCAUUAUAUUUGCGAAAUAUGAUUCUAAAUUUUCAUGAUACAAUACUUUUGCCGUUAUUAAAAAAAAAA